Molecule: messenger RNA, 879 nt
Organism: Fusarium tjaetaba
Lineage: Eukaryota; Fungi; Ascomycota; Sordariomycetes; Hypocreales; Nectriaceae
Exons: 3
Coding region: 1-879 (292 amino acids)
Source: RefSeq, a predicted model, not a curated record
AUGUCUGUUGAGUCGCAGCAAUCGCUUGUCAACGGCUUGAUGUCUUUCAGAUUCGAGAUCAAAGACAUGGGCGCCCGUAUCGAGUACCUGAUUGCUCUCAGGAAGCGGCUCUCCCAUAAAGAGAAGAAGAUCGAUGAUGAAGAGUAUGAGCAGGCAAUGAACACCCCGUCUAUGAUUGUGCUUUAUGAGGCGUACAAGCAGGCGGCAGAUCACGCUACCAACUGCAAACGCGCUGUUGAUCAGAGAAUGAGACAGUAUAGCAACAAGUUCGUCCUUGCACCUCCAGAAGUCCAGAUGGAGAUUUAUGGUUUGCAAGUGAAAUGGAUCCAAGCCACAAUUAAUACUGCCGAGCAACGACUGGACUAUCUACAGCACUACCCAUUUGCCUACCAAAACAGAAACGCUAUCCGGGGUCACAUCACUGCAGCAGAGGAUUCCAUGAAAGCAGCUAAGAGAGCGCUGGGGGAGGUAGACAGGAACAAAAGGGCAACGUCUUACGAAACCUCUGAUGAAGCCAGCAGCCUGUUUGAGAAAGGGAACCAUCAUGCUCUUGAGAACAGCAUCGUCUUGGUGUAUGGACUACAUGACGUCACGUCCCAAGACUUUCAUCGAGCAUGCGAGAUUGCGGCUGAGACUUUUGCAAAGAAGAUCAUGAACUGGCCGAACGGAAGAUCCGAGAAGCCAGAGACCUUCAAAGUUGAGAGCCACGGUAGAAAACUGAGAGACUCCAACGAUUGCUUUGGUCAAUUUAUUGACCGUCUGCGUGACGUCUUUGAAACGUCACCACCCAAAGACUUACCCGUCUACCCACGCGUUUGUUAUUAUGGACGGAAGCUGCUUGGAGAAGGAUGCGACUGCUAUGCUGGUUCUGGCUUAUAA